Molecule: messenger RNA, 1029 nt
Organism: Aspergillus udagawae
Lineage: Eukaryota; Fungi; Ascomycota; Eurotiomycetes; Eurotiales; Aspergillaceae
Exons: 1
Coding region: 1-1029 (342 amino acids)
Source: RefSeq, a predicted model, not a curated record
AUGCAGAUGCUCCGGAAACACCCAGAAAUCGAAACAAUCGAAUACCCCUUUGUCGACACCUACUAUUUUGGACAGGAAGCAUUGACGCUGCGCCGCAAUGAUUGUCUGCAGGCCGUAAAGCAGCGAGUACAGGCCGACCCUGCUCUUGCCCAAACCUUUCAGGAGGCCUUUGGUCAACUGGAGCAGUCGAUCCAGAGCGUACAAGCUAAGGUAGACCUCCUUGUCCUGCUUUUCCACAUUGGCUACCAUCUGAUAGAAGGAUAUGGAGGACAGGGUAAAACACCCUUCAUCAAGGAACAUGCAUUCACGUUCAUGAAACCAGAAACAAUUUCACGGAGUCUGGCACAUCCUCAUUCAUACAGGAAUACACCUCAGAUCACAGCACAGCCACCUAAGGGACGGAACGAAAGAGCUAUGGAGAUCGGCGAAGAAGACGCUAAUCCUACGAUGUUACCAACACAGUUCCUGCGCAGCGUGACGGCCGUAUUCCUCAUCCGUCAUCCUGCUUUAGUUUUCGAGUCAAUUCUACGGGUCAGUGGGCCGACGAUGGGAGCUCGCGUCGACGACCAGGAAUUUCCCGUCGAAGCCAGCAUGCGCUGGCUGCGAGUGCUGUAUGACUGGUACACCGCGUCCGCUGGCGGCGGUGUGCAACCCAUCGUGCUCAAUGCAGAUGAGAUCAUGGCUCAUCCGGUGGUAGUGCAGCACCUCUGCCAGCAGCUGCAGCUUGAUCCGGCGGGGGUUCGCUUCCAGUGGGAUCCGUUGCCGCCGGCGGUCAUCGAGAGUCAGAGUGCGUACCAGCAGCACUUUUUCUCAACAAUCCAGUCAUCCUGCGGUGUGCGGUUGGAUAAGCAUUCUGCCGCUCAGGGGCAGAUCCUGGAUCUAGAUGCCUUAACUGCGACGUGGCAGGAAGUGUACGGAAUGCAGACCGCCGCCACUCUGCGGUCACUUGUGGAUGCGGCAAUGCCGGACUAUGAGUACUUGUGUGGGUACGAGCUGAGAGCUAGUGACCUUAGCAGUCAGAAGGCAUAG